Sphenostylis stenocarpa is the source of this 387-nucleotide messenger RNA. The record is from the annotation of a GenBank genome assembly. Lineage: Eukaryota; Viridiplantae; Streptophyta; Magnoliopsida; Fabales; Fabaceae.
AUGGUCACGCCCUUUAUCCUCAGAAUCUCAGGACUCUUCAUCCUCGUUUUGUUCGCUUCAGUUUGCAUAGCCAUGUCGGAUUCCACCGCCACACCGCUGGACCAGCAUGCCACCGGUUCCCCCUCUGCGCCGGCGGUUCACAUCGUCUACACCGAGAGGCCACAGGAUGAGGAGCCCGAGGCUUACCACAUCCGAACCCUCUCUGCUGUCCUUGGCAGCGAGGAGGCUGCCAAGGAAGCUUUGUUGUAUAGUUACAAAACUGCAGCUAGUGGGUUCUCUGCUAAGCUUACUCCGGAGCAGGUUGAACAGAUUUCAAAGCAACCAGGUGUUCUUCAAGUUGUUCCUAGCAGGACAUUACAGCUUCAUGGACCAACUAACCCGCAGUAG